AUGGCAUCCGUGACCAAAAAACUAGCAACUCUAUCUAAAACUGCUAAACUUAUAAUUGACCUUCGCACAGGUUUAGGUGCAGCUAAAUUGGAUCCUGAUGUUAAAAAAGUCUCUUUAGUUUUUUCUAGAAAGCAAGAUAAUGCUGGUGCAAGAUAUUUUUUGAGAGAAAACUUACCGAGAAUAGCUUUUAACAAUCCUGAUCUUAAUAUUGAAGUUUUAAUAUCUAAAGAGUACGGUGUUAAACCGAUUCUGACUGUUGAAUUUGAACAUAAUGAUAAAACGGAAGUAGUAAUUCCACUAUCACAACGACAUUCUGAGGAUAUUUGCCGUGAAUUCUUGGAUGUCACAAAAGCAACUCCAGCGAUGCUAACCCAAAAAG
Racocetra persica is the source of this 379-nucleotide messenger RNA. The record is from the annotation of a GenBank genome assembly. Lineage: Eukaryota; Fungi; Glomeromycota; Glomeromycetes; Diversisporales; Gigasporaceae.